GCCUUUUCCCCAAACCAUUAGGAUUGCAGAAGUCUGUUAAAAUAGAAUUUAUGCUGCAAUUGUCACCACAACAGUCGACAAAAGUGACCAAGCAUGGCGAAUGCGCCCACAGGGUUGCCAUGAGUGCCUACUAGCCUUUUAAUAGCCCUAUCCUGGCCCUAUCGCCAAUCGGUUCUCUAAUUUGGAUUGGAUAAAGCAAACUAAGCCGCCGCAGCCUUCCGACUUCCGACAUGCAAUCGCAGCGGCUCACCAGCAUGCCACUCGCGGCGGCCCGCAUCCCCGCACCCCGCCUUCUCCAUCCUCCACACCUGCACCUCGGCCUCAGGCACCACUCCCACCGUGACCGUACGUCUCGGCUGCUCCCAGCGGCAUUCCCCAACCACUCCACCACCACUACCGCCAGCCCCCACCAGCCCACCAUCCACCCACACACCCUGCCGUGGCGGCGCCACGCGCCUGCACCGCCCGGCGCCCUUGCACCCUCUAACCCCUCUCCUAGAAACAUCCACAGCAGCGCUACCAAACGCGGUGGUGGCGGCAGCGCCCCUAGCAACCGCAGCCCCACCAACAGCACCAACUCCGGUGGCAGCAGCAGCAGCAGCGGCAGCGGCAGCGGCAGCGGCAGCGGCAGCGGCCGCCCCCGGCCGGAGCUGCUGCAGCCCCGGCCGCAGGUGAAGCGGCCCCGCCUGGUUGACGAGGACGCGGGUGUCCCGGAGAUCGCGGAGGUGUUCAACCGGCCCCGGCGCUGGCACCGGAGCCGCAGCGGUGCCGGUGGCGGUGCCGAAGGUGCCGCCUCCACUCCGACCCGCAUGUUGGAGGUGGAGAAGGGAGGGGCAAGCCAGCAGCGGCAGCAGGGGGUGCAGCAGCAUCAGGGAUUACGACAACAGGGGCAGCAGCAGCAGCAGCAGGGGCUGGUCGGUGGCCGGGUUGGCAUGCGGGGUCAGGUGGGGGCAAGGCGAGCCGGGGGGUCAGCCGCCAGAGUAAGGAGCAGCAGCAGCGCGGACAGCCCCGGCUCUGGUGGCUUGGGUCGGGGAGGUGCUAAACAGCAGGUACAGCAGCAGCAGGGGCGGCGGACGUAUAGCGAGGAAGAGGAUGAUGAUGAUGAUGAUGAGGAGGAGGAGGAGGAGGAAGAAGAUGAUGAUGGCGAGUUUCUGGGGCUGAGUGAGGAGGAGCUAGAGCGCAUGGUGUUCGCCAGUGCUGGAGCAGCAGUAGCAGCAGCAGCAGGCGGAGGAGGAGGAGGAGGAGGCAGCUCAGUUGGAGGGGGUAGUAGUAAAGGUGGCCAGGCCACCGGCCGCGCAGCACAAGCGGCUGCUCCUGCUCCUGCUGCUGCUGCCACUGCUGACAUCGUCCUCUCAGCUGCAGCUGCCGCAGGCCUCCCGCCGCCCCUGCAGCAAGGCCUGGUGGCUGCCGUACAAUCCGGCAGGGUUACUGCUGACGCGGACGUACUCGUACGGCAGUUGCGGAAAUUAUCGGAAACCGCUGCUGCAGUUGCUGCAAAGGCUGCAGGUGGUGGUGGUGGUACGGAGGGCCGCGACUCGCAUUCCCCUGCAGUGGCGGGUGCGGCUGCGGCGGCUGCGGCAGGUGAGAGUUCCGCUGCGGCUGUCGUUAGCAGGAGCGGAAGGGCGCUCAUGGGCCUGCUGGCUUGCAACGAGGAGGCCGCGGCAGGCAUCCUGGUGAACCACCCUCAGUACGCGGCGGCGGUGUCGGCAGCGGAGUUGGAGGAGCGGUUGCGGUUCUUGGCGUGCCAUUUGGGUCUGGAUCUGGAUGAGACACAGGCGCUUGUACGACAGAAUGCAGUGCUGCUGCUGGUGCCUUCGGAGCCGCUAAGGCGCAAGCUUACGGCGCUGGCGAACGCCACGGGGCUCAAGGCGGUGCUGGCUGCGGACAUGAUCACUCCGUACAUGUUUCCAGGGCUGCUGUAGGGGGGAUGCCUCGGUUGUAGGCAUCACUUCUGGCUGCGGUACGGCGUUCAGGGAGCGCCUUUGUCGUACAGUACUUGAGGGGAUGGUUCUGUAGGGAAUGAGUGACGGGUUAUUGCACUUAGUGAAGGCCGCAGCUGGAACGCUCUUUUGUCAAGAAUGUGAAGGGUGCAGCGAAGGACAACCCGGAUUGGUAGAGGGGAGAGCUGUGCAUUGAGACGACCAGGUUCGGCGGCGGCCUGGGUGGAUUACGAUGUCUUUCGGUACAGUGCUCGCAGGUGCCAGGAAGAGCAUGGCGACGAUGUGCUACGUUUCCGAAUAUGGUGCCUUUCCUUCAGUGCAACAUCGGUUAGACCGGGAAGGUGCUCGGGGUGUGAGAUUACAACGAGAGGUUCACAAUGGAAUGCUUCCAAAGGCAAUAGCAAUGGGCUUUGUCCCAGGAUUGCAGCUUAUUGGGUGGAGCUGGGUAGGACGUUGUACGGUUGCAAGUUAGCGACAGAUUCCACGCUCCGUGCCUUUUGCAGUGGUUUUUUUUAAAACUGAUAAACAGGGACGUCUAGCGUUUUACUUCGUCAUAUCUUAGGACUGCAAAGGAGUGUGUUGUUACUUUCCUGCGUCGCUUGCUUGGGCCACUUGGACGUCGCAGCUUCCUUGUACGUGAUGUUCUGAAUAGCAGGUAGAUGAUUGUAUUGCUGGACAAUGCAAAAUCCAGAGGCCUCUCCGCCAGAGCUUACGACUCCAGCAGCAGAUGUGGCUUCGACCCAGCCUGCUACACUUCCACAGCCUGUGGCGACUGCAGCACCGCCGGACCAGUAUCGUAGAGAGGCCCUUCGCAAGGCAGGAGCAGAUUUCUUGGAAAAGGCACUUCUGCAAGCAAAGAAAACUGGAUCGCAAGACCCGUUUGCCCCGGUUGAGGCCCCACUUCCAUCCACGCCAGCAAUUCAGCGAGCAGAAUCACGCCCUACUCCAAGCAGACACCGUGCUAAGUCGCAAGCCCUACCGGAGGAUGUGGCAGCAUUCGGCCAGGUGUUUGAGAGCACCAAGCUGUACGUGUACUGCGGAAUAUACCUGGCGUGUCAGUCAGCUAUUUACGUCCUUAUCAAGGGCUCGCUAACGACUAUGAAGACGCCUGGCCUCAUGGCAUUCCUGCACAUGGGCAUGGCCGUCUUCUCCUUUUGGAUCUCCACCUACUACGACACCUUUGACAUGAGCCAAGUAAUUGCCAACCCGCAACAGGCGCUGCUCGGCUGCAGCGUGCGGGCCGCCCUUUACGGGAUCCAGAUGUUGACCCUGUACGGCGCGCUGCUCCACUCCUCCGUGCACUGCAUCCUCAGCUGGGCCGCCACCGCGCCGCUGCUGCUGGACGCGGGCCUGGCGCUGGCGGUGGGGCAGCCCAGCAGGCUGCUGGCGCCGCAGACCAUUCCGCUGCUGGUGGCGGCGGCGGCGGCAACAGUGCUGGAGUUGCUUCUCGACCGCACGCUGGGGUGGCUGGCGGUGCUGCUGCUGGCGGCGUGGAGCUGCGCCAAGCUGGCGGAGACGGGGUGGCGGCUGCUGAAGGAGGACCCCUCGCUGGGGGGCAGGCUGCCGGGGGGAGACUUCGGCCCGCUUGCCUCGCUGGUUCGGCGGGUGGCGGAGGCGGAGGCGGUCCUGGAGCCGCCGCCCGCCGCACUGCUGGUGAACCUGCUGCCCGCGCUGCCGGUGCUGCUGGCGGGGUUCGUGGGGCAGGAGGGCAGGGAGAUUGUUGACCACGAGCUGUCGGUGCCGGCGGCGCAGCUGAUGCUGCUGAGCUGCGUGGCGCACGUGGGGCUGACGUGGGGGCAGCUGCUGCUGCACGACCGGAUCAGCGGGGCGGCCAAGGCGGGGCUGCGGUGGGGGGCGCUGCUGGGCGCGGUGGCAUUCAACAUGACGGAGAAGACCGCGGGCGCCACCCUGGGCACUGCGGCGUGUGCGGUGGCGGCGGUGGGCGCCUCGGCGGUGGCGGCGCUGCAGCGGCACGGGGGAGGCGGCGGCGGGGGGCUGAUGAUGGGCGCGGGAGGGCAGCUGAGGGCCUUCCAGGGACUGACGGGGGUGGCGGCAGGCGGUGGAGGCGGCGGAGGGGGAAAUGCGAUAGACGAU
This is a messenger RNA of Astrephomene gubernaculifera, 4034 nucleotides long. The record is from the annotation of a GenBank genome assembly. Lineage: Eukaryota; Viridiplantae; Chlorophyta; Chlorophyceae; Chlamydomonadales; Astrephomenaceae.